Pistacia vera is the source of this 1929-nucleotide messenger RNA. Its product is annotated as U-box domain-containing protein 38-like. The transcript has a single exon. Gene Ontology annotation, biological process: protein ubiquitination. Gene Ontology annotation, molecular function: protein binding; ubiquitin-protein transferase activity. Lineage: Eukaryota; Viridiplantae; Streptophyta; Magnoliopsida; Sapindales; Anacardiaceae. The coding region runs from base 124 to 1719 and encodes 531 amino acids. Gene Ontology annotation, cellular component: nucleus; cytoplasm. The record is from RefSeq and is a predicted model, not a curated record.
AGAGAGGCGGACCAAGUCUUCUCCUACUUCCUCAUUAAGUAUAAAGCCCAACAUAUUCCGCUCUUUAUUUUUAUUUAUUUAUUUCCUUUUGUUUCUUUAAUUUUGCUUUAGCUUUCAAACACCAUGGGUGGAAAUGGCAGGCACCCUAGAUGGAAAAUCUCCUUCUAUCAUCGUUCUAGUUCAGCUCCCAAACCACCUCCUAAAGAGUUCAUCUGUCCGGUUUCCGGCUCGUUAAUGUUUGACCCUGUUGUGGUUUCUUCCGGUCAAACGUUCGAACGUGUUUCCGUUCAAGUCUGUCGGGAUCUUGGGUUUACACCCGAUUUAGAAGACGGGUCUACGCCCGAUUUCACUGCUGUUAUUCCCAAUUUAGCUAUGAAACAAACCAUUCUCAAAUGGUGCGAUAGUUCCCGGUCCGAACAUCCGCCCGUACCCGAUUAUAAUUCCAUUGAUAACAUCGUCCGCUCGAUAAUGAAGUCGUCGGAUAGACCGGGGUCAUCGUCAACGAAAUCGGCUCCGGGUAUAAGAUUUUCGGAGAGGGAGUUGUUAAAAGGAGUAGCGGAGAAUCCGCCGGUUAUAUUCUCUCACGCGGCGACCGAGUUGAACCACCGAGUCAAUCAUUUCUACUCGAGCUCAUCGGAAGAAUCGGUGGUCGUGGCCCCGUCGAGUCCAUUCACUCCGUUACCUCUCACGACACGGCCGGCUUGCUGCUCUUACUCCACGUCAUCGUCUUCCUCAGCUGAAAUCACAGACGCCCCGCUGACAUCAUCGCCCGAGGAAGAAGAGCUACUGCGGAAGAUGCGAAGCAACGACAUCGUUUUGCAAGAGGAAGGAGUGAUCACGUUACGGAAGCUGACUAGAGCUAAGGAAGAUAUUAGGGUUAGUUUGUGCACGCCAGCUGUGCUCUCGGCUCUGAAGCCGUUGAUCGCUUCGAGGUACUCGGUUGUACAGACAAACGCUAUCGCUUCCCUUGUGAAUAUUUCUCUCGAGAAGCCUAAUAAAGUUAUCAUCGUACGGUCAGGAAUUGUUCCCCUUUUGAUUGAUGUGUUAAAAUCAGGUUCUGAUGAGUCACAGGAGCACGCGGCGGGUGCGUUGUUUAGUUUAGCUUUGGACGAUGAGAACAAGAUGGCUAUUGGUGUGUUAGGCGCGUUGCAGCCGUUAAUGCACGCGCUUCGCGCGGGGAGUGAGCGGACUCGGCAUGACUCGGCACUGGCGCUGUAUCAUUUAACCUUGAUUCAAAGUAACCGGGUCAAACUCGUGAAACUCAACGCGGUGCCAACGUUGAUGACUAUGGUGAGGUCGGGUGACUCGGUGAGUCGAAUGUUGUUGAUAUUAUGCAACUUGGCUGCGUGUAAUGAGGGUAGGUCUGCGAUAUUGGACGCGAAUGGAGUGUCGAUAUUGGUGAGUAUGCUGAGAGAGAGUGCGUUGGACUCGGAGGCGACUCGGGAGAAUUGUGUGGCGGCGUUGUUUGCAUUGGCUCAUGGAAACAUGAGGUUCAAAGGGUUGGCUAAAGAAGCGAGAACUGCAGAGGUGUUGAGAGAGGUAGAAGAAAGAGGUAGCCAGAGAGCAAGAGAAAAAGCUAAGAGGAUAUUGCAGAUGUUGAAGGGAAGAGAGGAGGAGGAGGAUGUGGAUUGGGAGGGAAUGUUAGAGUCGGGUGGGAUGAGUCAAAGUCGGUUCCGAGUUGGAGUGAAUUUGCAUGGUUCCAACUCAACUAAUUUUUGAUUAUUACCAUAUUUAUUUUUGGGUUCUUUGUAGGUUGUAACUGUGGAAGGUAGUGAGUCGGGAGUGAGUGAGAGCGGGAAGAAACGUUUCUGUGUUGGGGGUGUAAUUAUUGGUGGAGGAUGUUUUUAGAAUGUUAGUUGUUAAUAAUUAGUUUUUGUUAUUUUCAAUGAUUAAUUGUAUUUUGAAUUGAAGUUGAGGUUUUCAAGGGUU